Panicum virgatum (switchgrass) is the source of this 2620-nucleotide messenger RNA. Its product is annotated as pentatricopeptide repeat-containing protein At5g08305-like. The transcript is spliced from 2 exons. Bases 63 to 1562 code for a protein of 499 amino acids. The record is from RefSeq and is a predicted model, not a curated record. Lineage: Eukaryota; Viridiplantae; Streptophyta; Magnoliopsida; Poales; Poaceae. Gene Ontology annotation, biological process: RNA modification. Gene Ontology annotation, molecular function: protein binding; RNA binding.
AAGCUCUGAUAGUACCACAUCCCCGUGUCCCCGAAUUCCCGCCUUUGGUCAGUCCUCUGCUCAUGCCGCCUCCGCCUCCCUCCCCGCCACUGCCCCCGCAUCUCCUCCGCCACCUCCACGGCCGCACGCUCACCACUGAGCUCCUCGACCCCCUCAUCCGGUCCACCUCCUCCUCGCCGUCUCCCUCCCUCUCCUUCUCCCUGUUCAUCCUCCUCCUCCGCUCCGCCCUCCGCCCGUCCCACCUCACCUUCCCCUUCCUCGCCCGCGCCGCCGCGCGCCUGUCCUCCGCCUCCCUCGCGGCCGCGCUCCACGCGCACCCGCUGCGGCUCGGUCUCCUCCCCGCCGACCUCCACAUCGCCAACUCCCUCGUCCAUGCGUACGCCGCCUGCGCCCUGCCGGGCCACGCGCGCCGGGUGUUCGACGAAAUCCCCCGGCCCAGCCUCGUCUCCUGGAACGCGCUCCUUGACGGGUACGCCAAGUGCCGGGACCUCGUCGCCGCUCGCAAGGUGUUCGCUAGGAUGCCCGCGCGGGACGUGGUGUCUUGGAGCGCCAUGAUCGACGGGUGCGUCAAAUGCGGGGAGCACCGGGAAGCACUCGCGGUGUUCGAGAUGAUGGAGAACGCCGCUGCAGCGGAGGAGGAGGAGGAGGGUGGGGGCAGGUGCCCGGUGAGGGCGAAUGACGUCACGAUGGUGAGCGUGCUCGGCGCGUGCGCGCACCUGGGGGACCUCGAGCGUGGGAGGCGGGUGCAUCGGUGCCUCAGGGAACGGGACUUCGCUCUGAAACUCAGGCUCGCCACCUCGCUGGUUGACAUGUACGCCAAGUGUGGGGCGAUCCGUGAGGCGCUGGAUGUGUUCCGGGCUGUGCCAGUUGAAAACACUGAUGUCCUGAUAUGGAACGCCAUGGUCGGCGGCCUUGCGGUGCAUGGCAUGGGCACUGAGUCGCUGGAAAUGUUCCAGAAGAUGCAGCGUGCUGGUGUUGCACCAGAUGAGAUCACGUACCUCUGUCUGUUGAGUGCUUGUGUCCACGGUCGUCUGGUGGAUGAGGCUUGGAUGUUCUUCCGCUUGCUCGAGGAACAAGGGCUCAGACAGCACGUCGAGCACUAUGCUUGCCUGGUAGAUGUGCUUGGUCGAGCAGGGCGCUUGGAGGAAGCAUAUGGUGUCGUUAGGAGCAUGCCAAUGCAGCCCAGUGUUUCAGUGCUUGGUGCUCUCCUGAAUGCAUGUCAUUUACAUGGAUGGGUAGAGCUUGGUGAGGUAGUCGGCAGGCAGCUUGUCCAAUUGCAGCCAGAUCAUGAUGGCAGGUACAUUGGCUUGUCCAAUAUCUACGCAGUUGCUAGGCGGUGGCAAGAGGCGAAGAAAGCGAGAAAGGUGAUGGAGGAGAGGGGUGUAAAGAAGGUCCCUGGCUUUAGUGAGAUUGAUGUUGGUGGAGGAAUCUCCAGGUUCAUUGCCCAGGACAAGACUCAUCCAGGCUCGGCGCAGAUUUAUGACUUGCUGAAUCUGAUAGCAAUGGAGAUGAAAAUGAAGGAUGAUGAUGUCAUUCAAGAUUACCUUACUGCACACUGCUAGAAUCAUGGUUGCACCUGUGGAUCUCUCAGGAAACAAUUUCCAUGAACUAGUUUGGUUAUUUUUUCCAGAGUGAAUCUGGACAUAGUAUUUGUUGCUCUCAGCUCUGUCCACUGAAGCACUACCCAAAGCAUCAUUUAGGCUAAGUGGAGUCUAAACUGCCAGGUACAACCUAGUUGUGAGCAGAUCCCUCAGGGGACAGAUAUGUGCAGAUUAAGAAGCAACAUUUGUACCACAUUCUCUAUUGGAAAAAGAAACAUAAAAUGGUGGGAUUCAGAAGUAAUCUUGAGAUUCUCCUAGCUGCUUCGUGAAUUCAGUAAAACAAAGGAGAAAUUAAUGGCAAUCAUGAUUACUGUAUGUAUGUAUGUAUAUGGACAUUGCUCGAACAGCAGGCAGACAGUAUUUACAUCUGGGUAAGCUUUCUUCAGGAAUUGCUUCACCUGUAGCUACUGCUUUUAUGACAGAUUUGGCAAUAAGGUGAAAACCAUAUCACAGUGUGUUUCAUCUGUCAGAAGCAUGUGUGGAAACUGUAUUGGAGCAUGGAAUGUGCUAGGACCCUAGGAGCAUGUUCUGGCAUUUUUAUAUGGAAGAGCAUAAGCAGUUUCUGCCCUACAUCGCUUCGGGGAUGCUCUGGUGUUCCAAGUUCGCUGCUCUCGACAAUCUUUUGGACCAUCUCGAGCACCUCACUCAUCUUGGGGCGGUACCUAGCAUGGCGCACCAGGCACUUGUUUGCCACUAAUGCAAGCUGGGCUGCUGAUUUUAUGCUAUAAUUCCCUUGAAGCCUCGGAUCGAUCACAGUCUCAAGCUUCUUAGCGUCGGAAGAGUAGGGCUUCACCCAGUCCACGAGAUUCUGCUCGCCUCUCGGCCUAUUUCGGUCCAGAGGUCGCCGGCCUGUAAGGAGCUCAUAGAGCACCACACCGAAGCUCCAUAUGUCAUUCUUGGUGCUGAGUCGUCCUGUGUGGAUGUAUUCAGGAGCUGCAUAUCCAAUUGUCCCCACCACCUGUUUGAUUUUCAUACAGAACAAGAAUUUUAAUAAUGAUCCUUCAGCAGAUGUUGAUAUC